CGAGCCGCCAGCUUUUCGUUUGGGCUGACCAUCGGGCCAUUGGCUAUUGAGUAGUUGGGCUAGAGAGUACAAUUGGGAUGGGCUCAUAUUGUUUGCCCACUUUUUAUUUGCGGCCCAAAAUAAUAACCUCGUGUGGUUGAAAUGAACCAAUAUCCGUGCGGAUUGGCGGCGGCGGAGCAGUGAAAUUUCCCUCAGCCGUGAACAAUUCAAUUCUACACAUUCAACACCUUGCAGCUUCCUCCUCCCUCGGUCGCACCCAGAGAAAGCAGCCAUGGCGGUUUCUUACUCUUCCUCACUGUCGAGCUUCGCCGCCGCCGCCGCAUUUGCUGAAACGAAGGCUUCCAUCGCUCCGGCCUCUUCACAAGCAGUCAGAUUUGCCUCCAUUUCUUCGGCGCGCCCGUUCAUCGCCCCUCUGACAUCCAACUCUACCGUCCACCGCAACCGACGCGCAUCCUUCGUAGCCCCACGCGCCGCCGCCGAAUCUCACUCCUCACCUACCUCCUUCCAUGGCCUCUGCUACGUCGUCGGCGACAACAUCGACACCGACCAGAUCAUCCCCGCCGAGUACCUAACCCUCGUCCCUUCCAACCCCGCCGAAUACGAGAAGCUCGGCUCCUACGCCCUAAUCGGCCUCCCGGCUUCCUACGAGAAGAGAUUCAUCGAGCCAAACGAGACGAAGACGAAGUACUCCAUCGUGAUUGGUGGAGAGAACUUCGGGUGCGGCUCGUCUCGCGAGCACGCUCCGGUUGCUCUGGGGGCUGCGGGAGUGGCGGCGGUGGUGGCGCAGUCGUACGCGAGGAUCUUUUUCAGGAACUCGGUGGCGACGGGGGAGGUGUAUCCGCUGGAGAGCGAGGUUAGGGUUUGCGAAGAGUGCAGGACUGGGGAUGUGAUAACGAUUGAGCUGGGCGAGAGCCGAUUGAUCAAUCACACGACCGGGAAGGAAUACAAGCUGCAGCCGAUUGGGGACGCCGGUCCGGUGAUUGAGGCCGGCGGGAUUUUCGCGUAUGCCAGGAAGACUGGGAUGAUUCCACAAUCAGCUUAAAAUCAAUCUUCAGGUUUUUCUUUCAACUCUUUUGAGAUGCCAGCUGAAGUUCAGCUCAUUCUAGUUUUUCAUAGUUGCAGCUAUUCUUUAAUCCCUGUCCUGUACCUUUCUGUUUGAGUAUUGGACUGACUGAGUUCCCAAUUAACAUGGGUUGUAAGACACCUGAGUAUGGAAUUCGGUGUUAGAAAUCUGUUAAUGCAAGAAAGUCUUCAGCUUUUUUUCGAAAGACCUCGCUAACUGAGACUCUGAGAGCCUGUCUAUUAUUUGUUUUGUAGUAGUACUAACUCAACAACUGCUGUAAGACGGGACAUAGGAGAUUGCAGAUUAAGACUGGCUAGCAUGCUUGAUUACGGUGAUUAGCUGAAGAUGGAUGUGGAAGUCACUUUUGAGUAUAUAUUAGCAUUUAGUAAGUGUAACUGAUAAGGAGUAAGUCGGUUGCAUCGGAACCGAAUACUUCAUUAACUGAUAGGUAGGCUAUGUAUAAGACUGUGCUGCUGUAGAACAUAUUUGUUGCAUGUGUGAAAGGUUGGAUAGGCGACUCCAUUAACAGAAGUGAGCAUAAGAUUCUUACAGGUAGCACUCUUGUUUCUACAGAAUGCUAUGUCUAGUUUUGGUAAUAACUACUAGUUCGUACUUUUUUCAGUGGUGACUUGUAUUCUGUAGCUAUCCCGUCAUUCUUGUCCAUUGAAUGCCAGUUCUAUCACUACCUUUCAUAGGUCAUACUUGUCAGUUGUAGUGGUUCCGAGUGAAGUAAAGAUUAAUAGUCAGAGUCUAUUUAAGCCUGGACCAGAAGUUAAUCUCAUUGGCCUGUUGAUUAACAGAAGUUGGCUACCUGAAUUAGAAAUCGUUUUACUCAAUCCCCAGUUAGUGUCUGGGAACUAUUAUGGAAAACAAAAUUGUAGAACCAUUGGGGUCAAGUGGGAUGAGUCUAUGAAGAUUAUGCUGUGUCAAUGUGAAGGACGUCAAGUUAUAAUACUUAGUAUAUUGCAGGACAGCUUCUUAGUUUCAUUAUAAACAAUUUUUGUUAUUUGAGUGUUAGUAAUUGCUUGCCGUUUUCCACAUCAAUCCAUGAUGGUUGUGUUCUUAAGUUAUCAUCUCUAUCUCCUCAUUUUGACAGGCGUUUGCAGACUGCGUUUAGAUGCACAUUUCAGGAUUUGGUUAUUUUCCCAGAUUUCACUGUUUCCUCUUGUUGGUCAAUAGAAGAACACUUGCCAUUCUGCCUUUCCAAAAAUUUUGCCUCAACCUCUGUUUAUCGGCCAUGGCUGAACCGCAGGUGAAGAAGGACUGGAUGGUGGAAGGGCGUUGGUGUUCCAGUAGCUAGUUUGUUUGAAUGAUGUCCAAGAGGUCCGUUCCGUUCCAUAUGUUGCUGCAAUUUGUUCUGUUCCGUCAUCUAAGAAGGACGACUUAAAAUGUUGUAGGGUUGGUGAUUUUUUUCCCCAUCGUGUUGCUCGCUUGUAUCAGUUUUGCGCACGUACUUCGGCUACAUCUUGUUGUUAUGCAGAACAAUUAUCUCGUGUGUAUCUGCAUGCUAUUACUUGUGUGACUUUCUUCCAUCAAAUCCAAACCUUAAACAUAAACUGAUGAAGCAAUCGACUAAUCACACUUUUAAUUUGGCCAUUUUAGAUUAAGAGAGCAAAAUCACUAAUCAUGUAUAGCUAUGGACCAAGGCUAUUACGAAUGUGGAUUUCACUUUUAUGGCACCAUGCAAAUUAUUUCAUCAUUUCAUCAACCAAUUGUACAUUUUUAACUUACGAUUAUUACCACUACGAUACAGCAAAUUAUUUGUAAUUUGAUUUUCAAUCUCCUUUAUUUUUUUGGUAAAUUUUCAAUCUCCAAUAGACACUAGAUAGUGGU
Messenger RNA from Linum trigynum, 2896 nucleotides. Lineage: Eukaryota; Viridiplantae; Streptophyta; Magnoliopsida; Malpighiales; Linaceae. The record is from the annotation of a GenBank genome assembly.